Messenger RNA from Haemonchus placei, 252 nucleotides. Lineage: Eukaryota; Metazoa; Nematoda; Chromadorea; Rhabditida; Trichostrongylidae. The record is from the annotation of a GenBank genome assembly.
AUGCAAGAUCAGGAAAUCAUUCUCGACUCGUCAUCAGAAGAAUCGAUUGUGGGAGAGCAGGCCAAAAAACUGUUCGAAAUAUGCGACAAGGAUGAUAAAGGCUAUAUAGACAAGAGUGAUCUGAAUGGUCUUAAUGAGUUUGUCUCACUCUACGAUAUCCAAGAAAUCCAAAAGAAAGUCGAAGAAUCUAAUGAGAAACAGAUUACCAAAGAACAGUUCACACAAAUCAUUAGUGAGUAUUUACUUGUUUGA